Molecule: messenger RNA, 825 nt
Organism: Strongylus vulgaris
Lineage: Eukaryota; Metazoa; Nematoda; Chromadorea; Rhabditida; Strongylidae
Source: the annotation of a GenBank genome assembly
AAAUCAUCCACAUUCAAAAAGGAGACCCGCACCUUCUCCAUCCAGUACGGAUCUGGAUCAUGCAACGGUUACCUUGGAACUGAUACUGUUGCCUUCGGAGGACUGACCAUCAAGACACAAGAGUUUGGUGUUGCCACUCAUCUCGCUGAAGUUUUCGGAUACCAACCAGUUGAUGGUAUUCUCGGUCUCGGAUGGCCUGCUCUGGCUGUUGACCAGGUUGUUCCACCAAUGCAGAACCUCCUCUCGACUCUUGAUCAGCCACUCUUCACCGUAUGGAUGGACAGAAAGCUGACCAUCAGCAAUGGUGGAAACGCUGGUCUGAUUACCUAUGGAGCUAUCGACACCAAAAACUGCCAAUCGCAAGUCAACUACGUUCCCCUUUCGGCUGAAACCUAUUGGCAGUUCCCCAUCCAGGGAUUCACUAUCGGAAGCUUUUCAGAGACUAAGAAGGACCAGGUCAUUUCUGACACCGGUACCUCAUGGAUCGGAGCACCAGCCACCGUCAUCACUGGUGUAGUCAAGCAGACCGGAGCCAAAUACGAUGCUACCAAUGAGCUCUACACCGUCGCAUGCUCAACCAUGAAGACCCAACCUGAUCUCGUCUUUACCAUUAAUGGUGUAAAGUACAACGUCCCAUCUGUUGAGUACGUGCUCGACCUUGGGCUCGGAAAUGGAAAAUGUGCCCUCACCUUCUUCAGUAUGAGCGCCGGUGGUUUCGGUCCAGCCUGGAUUCUCGGAGACACAUGGAUCCGAACCUACUGCAACAUCUACGACAUUGGCCAAAAGCGAAUUGGAUUCGCUAAGGCUAACCACUCCGGUCUUUAA